AUGAACUUCACGAUCCAAGUACCCAACGGGACGACAAACCACGGCCAGCCGGACCUCUACUGUGUGCCACCCGAUUGGAAAACCUUUACCGAGUUCUUCGCCACAAACUAUCUGCUCCAUGUCUUGACGGUACCAGCAGAGCCUGGCGAGGCGACAUCGUGGCUCGUCUUCGCUGCGUUCGCGGCGCUCGUGUGCCCAUCCGCCGGUGUUGUUCGCGCCAUCCGGGUGCUCGAGCGGAAGCCAUUCUGGUGGAGGCGAGGGAACGACGUCCAGGAAGCCUUGAACGCCGGUGCGCUGUGCACUGUUGUCAGGACUGUGGUACAGGAGGGCGCGCGCGACGACGGUUAUUUUUCUCCCAUGAUCCCCGAAGAAAGCUGGACUCGAGACAUCUUCAAAUGGUACACCGGCGACUAUGCCGCGCUGCUCAUUGCGCCCAUGAAACGACGAGUUCUGCAUGGAUCAUGCGUCUUACCCAAGGGAUUUGAGCUUUUGCAGCUGCCAGCCGGCACUCCGAUCAAAGUCUUGUCGGGAUUUGAGAGGGCUGUGCCGCCUCGUGAUAUGGACAAGGGGUGGUUUUCAAACGGAGGUGUUAGGAUUGGCUCCAACUUCAACAUCGCCAAAGGUCUCGUUGGCUUGAUUCAGAUCGUUUCUGGAUCCGUCACCUUGUACCAGUCACGGGGUGACCAGAUCGAGCGCUACGGCUAUGCGGCGUUUGGGCUUUCUAUUGUCCCAUACGUAUUUAUGUCGACGUUGAACCUCCUAGCAGCGCUAGUCUCGCCCGAGUAUCCAGCGAUGUAUCUGGCUCUUAGCCCUGACGUCGAAUCUGCUAUCGCCCAAGGCGGUAUCUUUGAGGGAGCCGUCGCCACGAUUGACACCGGCGCUACUGAUGAAGAGUUGGGUACCGGACGCAACAAUCCCCCAGCAUCGACGAGGAAAAUCUAUCUUUAUCGCCUCUCUAUUCCCCGCACCAGCUUGGGGAAAUUGCUCCUCAUCGGGGCAUCUUUCGUGCCAUUCAGUAUCUUCGGAGGGCUUUCCGGUUUUAGAUCGGGAAACAGCACCCACACGCAAAGAGGCUUCAUGAUGUCGUGGCAGGUGGUUGGCGCAGUGUAUUGGAUCCAAGCUGAACUGGCCAAGUAUUAUAUUGAUGAUGAAUCUUGGCUUGUUCUUUGGGCGGCACUGGUUCAGGUGAUUUGUCUUGGCGCCCCAGCUGUUGGUGGCAUGGUCAUGGUUGGACAGAUGCUUCGCGAGUAUGGAGUGUGCACAAGAAUUGACGUUGGAGAUCGCACCAAGCCCUUCAAUCACCAGAUUGAUCUCUUUGACAACAUCCGUGUUCUUCUACUCGCCUGCGAGGUGAAUCGAUGGAAGAUCCUGAAGCGGCUCGUGGAAUUUGAAUACGAUUUCUCGGUACGGCCUACUUGUGGCAAGGAACUUGAGCUAUGA
This is a messenger RNA of Emericellopsis cladophorae, 1440 nucleotides long. RefSeq lists its product as uncharacterized. The transcript is spliced from 3 exons. Lineage: Eukaryota; Fungi; Ascomycota; Sordariomycetes; Hypocreales; Bionectriaceae. The coding region runs from base 1 to 1440 and encodes 479 amino acids. The record is from RefSeq and is a predicted model, not a curated record.